Molecule: messenger RNA, 1180 nt
Organism: Fimicolochytrium jonesii
Lineage: Eukaryota; Fungi; Chytridiomycota; Chytridiomycetes; Spizellomycetales; Powellomycetaceae
Product: trypsinogen 2
Exons: 1
Coding region: 91-924 (277 amino acids)
Biological process (GO): proteolysis
Molecular function (GO): serine-type endopeptidase activity
Source: RefSeq, a predicted model, not a curated record
UAAAAGCCGGGCAGGUCGACCUGGGUCCCUCUUGAUUCCUCAUCCUCUCAUCCUUCCUUCAUCGCCAGCCCCACCCACCGAACAAACACAAUGGCUCCCUUGACCAGCCUCCUCCUCAGCGCCUUGGCUGCUGCCCCGGCCGUGUACGCCGCCGCCACCCCCAGCCCUCCCCUCAUCGGCCGAGGCGGAGCCCCCAUUGUCGGUGGAACCCAGGUCACUCCCUACACCAUUCCGUUCAUCGCCUACGUGACCAACCCGCUCUGGGGCUCUCCCGGACAGUACUGCGGAGGCAGCAUCAUCGCCCCCAACGUCUUCCUCACCGCCGCCCACUGUGGCUCCUACACCAACUCGAAGGUCCAUGUCCACCGUCACGACAAGACCAAGUCGGACUCCAGCGAGAAGGGUCUGGUUUACUCGAUCAAGAAGAUCGUCAUCCACCCGCAGUACGAUGACAACCUCAACCACAACGACAUCGCGUUGUACUUCCUGAAGCUCGACAAGGCUUACGGCCCCACCGACUUUACCGUCGGCAUCUACGACGCUCCCGUCGUUCCCCAGAGCGGAACCGUUCAGAUUGCCGGCUGGGGUGACACCUCUGAGGGCGGCUCCGACUCCCGCGUGCUUUUGAAGGCCAGCGUCCCCAUCGUCUCGAACGCUGCCUGCAAGUCCUACUACGAUGGUCACGGAAGCGCCGGCCACAUCGUCGACUCGAACAUCUGUGCCGGUGCCAAGAAUGGUGGUGUCGACACUUGCCAGGGUGACUCCGGAGGUCCUUUGUACACGACAUCCGGUGGCAAGUUCUAUGUCCACGGUAUCACCUCGUGGGGUGACGGUUGCGCCGAGCCCGGUGUCCCUGGUGUUUACACUCGUGUGUCCAGCUUCGUCCCCUGGAUCAAGAGCACCAUCGCCGCCAACAGCGCCUAAGCGUUUGCCUCAAGCAAUGCUGUUGAGGAGAGGGUGGCGGAGGAUUGGGUUGAGUAGAUAGCUACGAACGCAAUGUCGUCGGUGCAUCGACAUAGAUACCCAUUGUUUACUUUUCAGGCCGGACCUGUACAUGUAAUAGUUGCAAAUUGCAUAAUAACAUGAUUGUACGUCCCCGUAUUUCAAAAAAAAAGUUGAAAUAUCAGCAUGUUGUCCGUAUAGAGCGUGAGUACCGCAGAACCCUCGGGUCUCGACGGCG